AUGGCAGAAGAUCUAUCAAUAGCUACGGACUCAUCCACCAACAAGCCUCCAUUCUUUGAUGGAAUUGAAUAUCCGUACUGGAAGACCCAUAUGCAACUAUUCAUUGAGUCCUCAAACUACAAACUGUGGGACAUCAUUGAAAAUGGCAACAUCGUUCACAAAGAUGAUGUUGGAGAACCUAUAAAGAAAGAUCAACUAACAGAAGCACAACGCAAAGAAUAUCAACUCAACGCUAGAGCAAAGCUGUUCUUGUUAUGUGCUUUGAGAAAAUCUCAGCUGGACAAAGUUGAUGGUCUAGCUACAGCCAAAGAAGUAUGGGAUGCUCUAGGACUUGCCUAUGAAGGUACAACAAAUGUCAGACAAACCAAAGUGAGCUUACUUGUGGCUGAAUAUGAAACCUUCAAGAUGAAGGAAAAUGAAAGCAUUGAUGAUAUGUUUGGAAGAUUCCAAACCAUCGUUAACGGUCUUAGGAAUCUUGAUCGCAAAUAUGAAAAUGUUGAUCAAAUCACAAAGAUUCUAAGAUGCCUUCCCAGGAGAUGGAGACCUAAAGUCACCGCUAUUCAAGAAGCUAAGGAUCUCAGCAAAUUGAGACUGGAAGAUCUCCUCGGAUCUCUAAAGGUUCAUGAAAUAGAACUGGCUAAUGACGAAGGACUGAAGAAGCAGAAGAACAUCGCGUUCAAAGCAAACAGUUCAAAAGCCAUUCAAACAAAGGAACAAUCUGAAGAAGAAGAAACCUCAGAAGAAAUGUCAGAGGAUGAACAAGCUCUCUUCAAUAGGAAGUUCAAGAGAAUGUGGAUCAAACAGAAAAAAGGAAAAGGAACAUCAAGGAAAGACAACAAACGAGAAUCAAGCAUGAAAAAGAAAUCUUUCACUCACAAAGGUGAAGGAGGCUCAAAUAUAGACAAGAGCAACAUUACAUGCUUCGAAUGCAAAAAGCCAGGUCACAUCAAGCCGGACUGUCCAAGACUAGCGAAAAAGUCAAUCAAGAAACCAUUCUACAAGAAAAAGAAAGCCUUAGCAGCCGGAUGGGAUGACUCUGAGGACGGUUCAGAAGAUGAUGAUGAAGAUGAAGAUGAAGAUGAAGAUGCACUCGUUGCUCUCAUGGCAUAUGCAGAAAGUUCAGACGAUGAAGAGGAUGAUGAGGUAAAACCUGAAAAUCUUAAAGAAGAAUUCAAUGACCUACUUGAACAUUCAUAUGCAUUAUCUGAAAAAUACAAAACCUUGAAGAAACAGUUUGCUAAGCUACAACUAGAGCAUGAAAAAGUGUUGACCGAAAAGAACCACAUAGUUAAAGAAAACACUGCCUUAAAGGAACAAGAUUCCGUUAAGGAAGUAACUACUUUGAAGAAAAGAAUUAAAGUUUUAAUAGAUUAUUUAUCUACAUUCACAAUUGGUCAUGAUAAUCUAGUUAAACUGUGCGGCAACAGUCGCGAACUGUAUGAUAAAAGUGGAUUAGGUUUUGACAACGAAUCAGCCUCAUCUAGUGAAAACAUGUUUGACAUAUCCUUUACAUCAUCUGAGUCUGGUCAAACUAAGUUUAUUGUGAACUGCGGAAUUGAGCGAGAUGAAAGGAAAACCUCUUAUGAAAAGAAGGUUCCUCCUAAAAAUGCUUCUAACCCUUCAGGACCCAAGAAAAUCUGGGAUUAA
Molecule: messenger RNA, 1647 nt
Organism: Lotus japonicus
Lineage: Eukaryota; Viridiplantae; Streptophyta; Magnoliopsida; Fabales; Fabaceae
Exons: 2
Coding region: 1-1647 (548 amino acids)
Molecular function (GO): nucleic acid binding; zinc ion binding
Source: RefSeq, a predicted model, not a curated record